AUCACCACCACUGUAAUGACGUCUGAGUCUGGAGGUCUGACCUGAAAACACCACUGCAAGCGGUUCUAAAGUGCAGAUAGACACAGCGGAGAAAACCUCUCAGUUGGCUUUUCCCCAGAAACGAAACUCAGCCGGCGAAUGGAGGAGGAGUUUCGCUUUCAGCUCAGACUCCUGAGCAUCAGUAGCGCCUUCCAAAGCACUACCAGUACCACCUUCACCGCCAGAGGAGAGAAGCUCGGGCUCCGAAGAGGCUGAUCUGUCAGAAGCUGAGAAGAUGGGCUCCACGCUGAAUGAGCAGUACGAGCAGAAGGUGCGGCCGUGCAUUGACCUGAUCGACUCUCUGCGCUCUCUGGGGGUGGAGAAGGACCUGGCUCUGCCCGCCAUCGCCGUGAUAGGAGACCAGAGCUCCGGGAAGAGCUCCGUGCUGGAGGCGCUCAGCGGGGUGGCCUUACCGAGGGGCAGCGGUAUUGUGACACGAUGUCCGCUGGAGCUGAAGAUGAAGAGGAGCAAGGAGGAGGACAGCUGGUACGGCAAGAUCAGCUAUCAGGGUCAUGAGGAGGAGCUUGAUGAUCCAGUAGAGGUGGAGAAAAAGAUCAGAGAAGCUCAGGACGAAAUGGCUGGGGUUGGAGUGGGCAUCAGUGAUGACCUCAUCAGCCUGGAGAUCACCUCGGCUGACGUCCCUGACCUCACACUCAUCGACCUGCCCGGGAUCGCCCGCGUGGCCGUCAAGGGACAGCCAGAGGACAUCGGAGACCAGAUUAAGCGGCUGAUCCGAAAGUUCAUCACAAAACAAGAAACAAUUAGCUUGGUGGUGGUGCCAUGUAACGUUGACAUAGCGACCACCGAAGCCUUGAAGAUGGCUCAAGUAGAAGACCCAAACGGCGAGAGAACUCUAGGGAUCCUAACGAAGCCGGACCUGGUGGACAAGGGCACGGAGGAGACAGUGGUGGACAUUGUUCACAAUGAAAUCAUUAACCUUACCAAAGGCUACAUGAUCGUCCGGUGCAGAGGCCAGAAGGAGAUAAUGGACCGGCUUUCUCUGACUGACGCCAUGGAGAAGGAGAAGGCCUUCUUUAAAGACCACGCUCAGUUCAGCAAGCUGUACGAUGAAGGAAAAGCCACCAUUCCCAAACUAGCUGAGAAACUCACGCUCGAGCUGGUCAAUCACAUCGAGAAAUCCCUGCCACGGUUGGAGGAGCAGAUCGAGGCAAAGCUUGCUGAGACCCAGGCGGAGCUGGAAAGGUAUGGCGAUGGACCGCCCACUGAACCAGCAGAGCGCAUCUACUUUCUGAUUGAUAAAGUCACAGCGUUCAAUCAGGAUGCUCUCAGCCUGACCAUUGGAGAGGAGCUGAAGACCACCCCGCACCUCAACAUCUUCUCAAAACUCAGGAUGAAAUUUGCGAGCUGGAAGGAACAGCUGGAUGACUCAGGCGAGACCUUUAACAAGCGGAUUGAGAAGGAAGUCAAUGCAUAUGAGGAGAAGUACCGAGGCAGAGAACUCCCAGGCUUUAUCAACUACAAGACCUUUGAGGUGAUGGUAAAGGAACAGAUCAAGAAGCUGGAAGAGCCUGCGAUUAGGAAAUUGAAGGAGGUCUCAGAUCUUAUCAGAAAGAGCUUCAUUGAGCUGGCUCAGAGCAGCUUUGCGGGCUUCCCCAACCUUCUCAAAACAGCGAAGACCUUGAUUGAUAACAUCAAGCAGGAGAAAGAGACGGAGGCCGAGACGCUGCUGAGGACCCAGUUUAAGAUGGAGCAGAUCGUGUACACUCAGGACAGCAUGUACAGCCAAAGCCUGAGUGCCAUGAGGCAUGAAGAAGAGGACGAAAAUGAAGAAUAUGCCAAACCGUCCAGAAUAAAUGGCUUUGCUUCUGUGAGUUUGAUCUCCAACACCGACAACCACGCCACCCUUCAGGAACUGAUGCGGCACCUCAAGUCCUACUAUAACAUCGUCAGUACGCGGCUGGCGGACCAGGUCCCGCUUGUGAUGCGCUACCUGCUGCUGGAGGAGAUGGCCAAGCAGCUGCAGAGGGACAUGCUCCAGCUGAUGCAGGACAAGGACUCCACCGACGAGCUUCUUAAAGAAGACUACGACAUUGGCAGCAAGCGCGCCAACCUGCUGAGCCGCCAGAAACGCCUGAUGCAAGCCCGCAGCUACCUCGUCAAGUUUUAGGAUCCAGCCUACAAGUAUGUCAUGGAGAGAGAAGCCGGACAAUCCUUUUUAAGGAGCUGAAGAAAGGGAAUUCCUGAGAAGCUUCUCCGCAAGGCAGUUUAGGUUUUUGUUGUGCUACAAGAUUUCCUCACCUUCAUUGUAACCGUCUUUUUUUCUUAUUUUUAUUAUCUCUGCUGUGAAAUGUAAACGUUCUGUAAACGUUUUAGGAAUAAAUAUUCACAUUAGUCAA
Molecule: messenger RNA, 2396 nt
Organism: Pygocentrus nattereri (red-bellied piranha)
Lineage: Eukaryota; Metazoa; Chordata; Actinopteri; Characiformes; Serrasalmidae
Gene: mxa
Product: myxovirus (influenza) resistance A
Exons: 13
Coding region: 275-2167 (630 amino acids)
Biological process (GO): defense response to virus
Cellular component (GO): membrane; nucleus; cytoplasm
Molecular function (GO): microtubule binding; GTP binding; GTPase activity
Source: RefSeq, a predicted model, not a curated record